CAGUCAUCUUGUUCUUUUUUCGGGUAGAUUAUACUAUCUUGUUUGUUAUCCUUAUUUAUCUCAUCAACCCAUCUCUCUCUCUCUCUCUCUAAAUUGGAAUCAACCGAGCCCUACCCCUGUACCACUGCAUCUCUACCACAUAUUCUUUCACUGUAUCUCCAUAUUAUUAGUUCCUCCAGCAUCUUUGCCCACCCUGUCUCUCUCUCUCUCUCUCUCUAGCCAGCUCUGUCCCCUGCAUCUUUGACACCACCGCACUUCCAGCCUCGGCAACUUUCUGGGCUAAUUUCUCGGUCACCGUCGCAGCGCCCCGAGUAAAUCACCCACUGUGGCUGAUCUACUCGGGUUCUCCACAUUCUGCCGCGUCAUGCUUUGAAGCUGACUCACAGGGCAAAAAGAGAGAAGAAGAAGAGGAUAUUGUGAGGUGCAUUGCUCUAAGCUUCUGCUUUUCUCUCGACCUUUUAUUUUAAGUCACAGAUUUCUCAUAGAGAAGAAUGAAGCCCAGUGGUUCUGAUGAUGACAGCUCCACGAAAACUCAUCAGAAUCAUGUAAUUGGUUGGAACUCUUCUCUGGAUAGCCACUACAAUGUUGGGAUUAAUGGCAUUGGACUAGAACAGGCAAGGGACUCAUUUGGUCGGAUGAGCAGUCAAGGUUUAUGGAGGAGGCAUUCUCCCAGUUUCUCAUCUCGUGUCACUCAAGAUAUAUAUGAUGAAAUUGAAAGUGCAUCUGUGUCACAAGCAGGAGAUAUGGGGGACUUGGCGAUUCCCGGCAACAAAUGCAAUGAUAGUAGUAGCCUCCAGUUCUCAGUGGAUGACUCAGAGAUGCAGAUUGAGAAGGGACUUCCUGUUGAUGCCACAUCUAAUGAGGUGUCACCUAUAUCCCCACUUCCUUUGAUGAUUGUAUCUUCGCUUUCGGGGGAUAACAAUCAAAGUAGAUCAGUGAGUGAACCUGUUCAGGAUAACGAGAGAUCAUUGCCUCUAUGGGUUGAGUAUGUUUCAUACCUUAUUCAUUUAGCUGUUUUUGGAAUUCUCGGGGUACUGACGAGGUAUUUCCUGCGAGAGCUAUUUGGCCAGGGGAUUGUUGAUCUAACAAGUGAUAAAACUGUUCUCUACCUGGAUCUUCCCUCUAAUAUGGUAGGUUCUUUCUUGAUGGGAUGGCUAGGUGUCGUGUUCAAAGGGGACAUAUCGCAGGUGUCUGACAUCCUAGCUAUUGCAUUGACAACUGGAUAUUUGGGAAGUUUAACUACUUUCAGCGGUUGGAAUCAAGAAAUGCUUCAACUUUGUGUUGAAGGCCAUUGGGAUCUUGCUGUUAUUGGUUUUUUCAUAGACACAAUCCUUGUAGCUGGAUCUAUCUCUUUGGGUGUUGAAACAGCCAAGGUUUUCAGAUGGCUCUUAGGGAAACACAUCAGUAGUUUGGGAGAUGACAAACCAAAAUCAAGCAACUGGAGUGUGAACAGCCUCAAGAGGCACUUAGCAGUUCUGGUGGUUUUGAUUUUGAUGCUGGGCUUGUUGUGGGCUGUUAGUGGCUCAUUAUUGAGCAAAGAAUUUGAUGAUGGAGGCAGUAGUGCUUGGCUGUGGCUUGCCUGCAUGGUUGGACCCCCAGGUGUGUGGUUGAGAUGGUUCUUAGCUCGGCUAAAUGGAAGAGGGCUAGGAAGGAAGGGUUUCAUGAGCUGGAUGCCUUUUGGGACUCUAAUUGCCAAUGUUGCCGCUGCUUGUGUCAUGGCAGCACUUGCGACGGUGAUGGAUGUGGUGAAUACCCAGAAGUGUGAUACAAUCGCGACAGGAAUUCAGUUUGGGUUCUUAGGGUGUCUCAGUACAGUUUCUACUUUCAUGGCCGAAUUCCAUGCUAUGAGAAACAGUAGUCACCCUUGGAGAGCACAUGCAUAUGCGUUGACUACUAUAUUUGUUUCCUUUGUUUUAGGGAGUUUAAUAUACACAGUCCCUGUAUAGAUAAAGAAUAUGAGUAGCAACUCCAGUCUAGCCUUUGUUCAAUAUGCUAUUAAAUCAUUGAAGGAUGGACAUGGACAA
This is a messenger RNA of Macadamia integrifolia, 2024 nucleotides long. RefSeq lists its product as uncharacterized. NCBI's taxonomy places the organism in Eukaryota, Viridiplantae, Streptophyta, Magnoliopsida, Proteales, Proteaceae. The record is from RefSeq and is a predicted model, not a curated record. Gene Ontology annotation, molecular function: fluoride transmembrane transporter activity. The transcript is spliced from 7 exons. The coding region runs from base 492 to 1946 and encodes 484 amino acids. Gene Ontology annotation, biological process: fluoride transmembrane transport. Gene Ontology annotation, cellular component: membrane.